Molecule: messenger RNA, 1368 nt
Organism: Trypanosoma theileri
Lineage: Eukaryota; Euglenozoa; Kinetoplastea; Trypanosomatida; Trypanosomatidae
Exons: 1
Coding region: 1-1368 (455 amino acids)
Molecular function (GO): protein binding
Source: RefSeq, a predicted model, not a curated record
AUGAGUCAGAGUUCCUCAUUUGAAUCAUCUCUUGGGUCUACUCUCUCGCGUGGCGAUAAUAGCAGGGACACAGUGCCCGAUAAGCGAACCACACUUUUACAUCCUGAGGCGUACGUGAAACGUCUUCCUAUUGAGAUUAUCCAUCGUAUUUUUAUGGAGGUGAUAGAAAGUGAUAAUAGCAACUUUGCAUGGAUAGGUAUACUUUCAUGUGUAUGCUGGCGUUGGUACUGUGCUUGUCAACACCCUGUUAUGUGGGAAUUUGUAGCGAAAAAAAUAUUUGUAGUGUAUCCACUCGUGCAACGGCUACGUAGUGCCCCAUUAGAUAAGUCGGAUAUGCAAUUACUUAAUCGAAUGCGACGUUUAGGUGCGCCUGAACAGUUUAUUACUCAACACAACACAAUGGAGCCACUUAUUGCACCUACUAGUCAGACUCUACGUAAAGCUAUGGAAGAAGUAAAACGUUAUCAAGAAAGUCGUAGUUACUACGAGUACGUUCAACGACGACGUCUUUUUGUUCUUCAAAUGGUUCUCUCAUGGAUUCUUUUAUCAUUUUCUCUUUUUCUUGGAACAACAGUUUGUGCUAUAGAAGGAAUUUCUUUGGGUGAUUUUUGUACACCGAGUACAGCAUUCUCCUUAUUAUGGAUGACUUACACUGCAAUAGUAACCAUAGUGAUAGCCAAUGUUGUAAUGGAGGCACAUUUUGAACCUAAACCAUUAUUUUACCGUCUCCGAAAAAAUAAACCACUUAUUAUUCGUUCUGCAGUUGCCAUUGUUAUUGGUCUCUGCUGUGUUGCCCUCCCAACAUUUCUGGUACAAGUGAAUAUUUCUCGCAAAGAACGUUUUGCGUGGUUAUGGUGUGGUAUCACACCUAUUGUUUCACUUUGUCUUUGGCAAAUAUAUGUAAUUUUCUCUUGUAUUGUCCCAUCUGUAAAACAGCAACUCGGUGAGCAGCGAACAGGUUUUAAACUCAAAGCAAUUAUAAUGUUUUUCUUCUUGAAUAUUCCAUAUGCUUUCCCUUUGCUUUUUGCAGGGGCUUUAUUUUGUAUAUUAAAAUAUAUAGAAUAUGGUGGGAAAAUUUACAUGUUGGUUGGAACCAUACCAGUACUUACGAGUCUUGCAGUAUUAACACUGCUUUUUCUGGUUGAUUUCUGCCUCACACGACGGGCAAAGGAUUUAGUUACAUGUUGUUGUUUGUUCCUCGCCAUGCUUUUUCCACUUUCUUUGAUGUGGAUAGAGUUUCGUGGUCUUUGUCUUCUUCCUGUUGCUACUGCCUCAUUUGUAUUCUUCUUUGCGCAUUUGCGGCUUAUGGCAUCUAAAGCAUUUCGUGAAUUAGUGGACGGAGCACAUGUCUGCAGCAGACGGAUGUGA